Molecule: messenger RNA, 936 nt
Organism: Theobroma cacao (cacao)
Lineage: Eukaryota; Viridiplantae; Streptophyta; Magnoliopsida; Malvales; Malvaceae
Source: RefSeq, a predicted model, not a curated record
AGCAUCACCACUCCCCGACUGCCCUCUAUCCCAUAUACUGAAAUCCGAAUCAGAACUUGUCUUCUCCAAAUACAUCAACUCCCAUCAAAAUCCGUAACCCUACCCUUCUGUUUUACUCUUCACAAUGUCAAUGUCGAUACCUGCCGUUGAGACCAAGAAAAUUACCCUGCGAACCGCCGACAAUCACGAAUUCGAAGUCGAGAGAGCGAUAGCCAUGGAGUUCGGCACAAUCAAAACCUUCUUCGACGAAAACCCCGACGCCUCUGAAGAUACCAUUCCUCUCCACAACGUCUCCUCUACGUGCCUCUCAGCCAUAAUCGAGUACUGUAAAUCCCAUCUAGCCUUCCGUGCUGGCGACACCUCCUCAUCGAUCGAUGAACAAGUCAGGACUUACGACGAAGAGUUCGUCAAGGCACGUGAUAAUGAGUCUCUGAAAGAGAUGAUCUUGGCUGCCAAUUAUUUGAAUAUAAAAGAGCUUCUUGAUAUGUUGAAUCAGGCCGUGGCUGAUAGGAUUAAGAACAGGAGCGUGGAAUAUGUGAGGAGGUUUUUUGGAAUAGAGAACGAUUAUACGCCGGAAGAAGAAGCUGCACUUAGAGCGGAGAACGAAUGGGCUUUUGAAGCUGUCGAUCCUGACGAUUGAUGGAUUGAAGAUUAGGAAUACCUUUUUUUUUUUUGUUUUUCAGUGGAUGAGUAUUAAACAGGAUUUAUCUUUUCAAUAACAGUUGAGCUUUUCUCUCAUUGUUAUUUGUUUUUCUGGGUACUCAGCUUUAACUUUAUUUUUAGCGUGUUUCUGUUGUUCUGGAAUAAUUCUCCAUGUUAUUGAUAAGUUAGAAGAGUUUUGGUUAACAAUAGACCAUUAUUAUUAGAUGUUUGUCUGAUUGAUGCCCAACUUGGUUUUGUGAUUAAGAAUAAAUUCAUGGUAAUUGUAUUUAUGUA